AGCUCCGCUAAUGGUUGCCAUGACUGCCAUGACUAUCAGCUCAGCACCGGAUACAACGAAGCUGAGUAAAGAACUUGUGGAACGAGCGGCAGCUGGAAGGCAUCAAGAUGUGGAUCGGCUUCUGAAGGAUGGCGCGGAUAAAGAUUGGGCAGACCACAACGGCUACACAGCACUGUCUGAAGCGGCCAUGGCAGGUCACACCAUCGUAGUUGGACAACUUCUGCGUGGCAAUGCAGAUCCCAACCGGCAAGCUUCGGAUGGACGCACUGCUUUGCACCGUGCAGCCUUCCAUGGAUGGAUCCCAAUCUUGCGGCUUCUUUUGGAACAUGGGGCAGACCCUGAACUGAAGGACACGGAUGAUCGCACAGCAGCUGAACUCACACGAAAAGAGUCAGUCACAGAGGUCAUAGCCAAGGGCGCCGAAGAACACCAGGAAAUCAUUGAAAAGCGGCGCUUGGAACGCCCAAAAGAGCCUCUGAAAGAAGUUAAGGCAGAGGUCCCAAACCUUCCCAAAAGAGCUGGACCUGUCACCCGAAGAUUUGUUCCAGAAAAGACGGCUUCAGAUCAAGAUGGAAAGCAAGAUGCGAAACAAGACCCAAAGGACCCAAAGGAUCCAAAGGAUCCCAAGGAUAAAGAAAAUCAGGAGAACCAAAGCAAGGACAGCAAAGAUGGCAAAGAUGGGAAAGAUGGGAAGUUCUUGGAACUUCAUUCGUCCUUGGACAUCGUUACUCGGCCUGAUGACUUUGCUGGUCGAGGUGGUGCAGGUGGAUACCAAGGCGAGGUGCGACUGCAGCAGGGAAGUCUCAUCGUUGAAACCUCCGAUGGCCUUUUUUCCAGCGAUGAGGUCAAACGGGAAGAGCAGCCGAGUCCCGAAGAAGAAGCCGAAGCUUGGCUUCAGAACAUCGGUGACAUCGGUGACAUCGGUGUCUCCGUGAUCCCCAGCCUGGACUCGGUGAUGAAAGCCAAAUCACAGGCGCAGGAGUUGUUCAAUGCCAAGCAGGUCAGUGAAGCCCGCAAAGUGACCACUGCUGCGAUACGAGCAGCGGCUGUGUUGCUGGCGAAGGAAGAUGAGAUGGACCUGACGGAGAAAUCGUCUCAGCGAGAAGAUUUGAAGACGUUGUUUGGCGUUUUGCACUCCAAUCGCAGCCUCCUGCUCAUGAAUCAGAUCCAAUCCAAUGACGAGGAAGUCCUCCAGUUUGGUUCACAUGCGGCAUGGACUUUGGUAGUGAAGGAUACUGACGCGGCUCUCCGUCAGAAUCCCUCAAACUUUAAGGCCAGUUUCCGGCGAGCCAAAGCUCUCUUCGAGUUGGGCGAGUUGGAGCAGGCCAUGGUCGACGCGACCAAAGUGGUUGACCACUACGCGCGAAACACGCAAGUCUCAAACCCGGAAGCGGUGGCCCUUCGCCAAGCCAUCCAGCAACAGCUCAAGAAGGAGAGAGCCAAAUGGGGCGACAAAGGCGGGCCACGCUGGAACCGUGCAGCACAAGAAGCUUCGUCGCCCCUGAUCUCGGAAGUGGGACCGGAGUAUGCUGCCUGAUUUGCCGAGAAUGCUGAGCCAUGGCCGCCAGGCCUAUGAUUAAAACAGUUCCGCUGUGCGCUGUGCCCAAACAUGGUGCAGAUGCGCAGUAGUGUGCCCCGUGAUGUUUCUGCAUGCCAUCCAGGGAUAGGGCUUCAAGAAUUGCCCUGGGCCCGUUUCACAGUGCAAGGAGCGCAAGUGCAUGUGUAGCAACUCUAGCCAACAGCCUGUAUAGCUUGGCUUCGGCAUGAACAAAAACAGUGGAAAUGGAAAGACCAAAA
Cladocopium goreaui is the source of this 1797-nucleotide messenger RNA. The record is from the annotation of a GenBank genome assembly. Lineage: Eukaryota; Dinophyceae; Suessiales; Symbiodiniaceae.